AUGGCUGCCAAUCUCCGCUCUUUGCCGUCAAAGUGGAAGGAGGACCUCAAGGAUCCGAAACGCCUCAAGGCCCUCAUCAAGAUACUUUCCCGGCCUCUCCCUAUGGGAAAACCCGACAAGAACCCUGCAAAGCCAAAGAUUCCAGUGGGCAAGAUCGAUACCUUGGUCAGCACAGCGUGGAAUGGUCAAGUGUUUAACCUUGGCCACUGCCUCCUUGACACCACCGAGGCCAAGGGCCAAGGUGGUAAUGCGCAGCUGGACAAGGUUUGCCCUAAGAUUGAGGACAUCAAGAAACCAGACGCAGAUAAGCUGUUUAGCCCCCCCGGCGGUGGUGGUGACAGCGGUGGUGGCAGUGGCGGUGGUGGGCCAAGCGGAGAUCCUAUCGAACACAAGCCCGGACCUGCCGGACCCCUUUGCAACAAGCCCAUUGGACUUGGGAAACGAGACGGCCAGUGCGGGAAGAUAUGCACCGGUUACUACUGCACGCCGACGCCGGUCGGGCCACCCCCCGACUAUCACGACCCGGAGGACCCAGCGCACAAGGUCACCAGGCCUCCGAUGCCGACAUUGACAGGAGCGCCAGACCUCGGUAACUGUCCCAAGACGACGACGCGGCGCUGCGUAGGAAGUGGUGGUCGCGAGACCUGCGAGGACGUCACCAUCUGUGCGCCGACAACGGCAGUCCCUACUCCCACGGCACAACCUACCCCAACAGCAGCGCCGCAGCCAGCCACAUGUCGCAUCCACAUCGCCCAGCACCACUGGUUCAGCUGGACCUCUAACGCCAACGCAAUGUUUAUGGAAGUCACUUCUUAUAUCAACGAAGUACGACAGAACUACGAAUCGGCAAAUACGGACUUUGGCAUCUCGAUGACGUGGUACAAGGCAAGCUCGAGAUUCCCGACGGAUCUUCAGGUUGAUAUUCGCAAGGAAAAGGGAGCUGUGAACUUCAAGAGGGACAGGCCGGCACCGGGCGAGAACCUCGAGAGAAGGAGGCUGUUCAUGUCGUUUGAUCUUUACUUCACAGCCGGCAACCAGCACUGGUCGAGCGGGAACAGGGACGAAAGCAGAAUGCCGUUUUGUCGGGUAGGAGCAUGGGAUGAGAACUCGUGGGAUGGUAUUAAUCAUCUUCAACCGGUAAGUUAA
Messenger RNA from Podospora anserina S mat+, 1146 nucleotides. RefSeq lists its product as uncharacterized. The record is from RefSeq and is a predicted model, not a curated record. Bases 1 to 1146 code for a protein of 381 amino acids. The transcript has a single exon. NCBI's taxonomy places the organism in Eukaryota, Fungi, Ascomycota, Sordariomycetes, Sordariales, Podosporaceae.